Molecule: messenger RNA, 3865 nt
Organism: Polypterus senegalus (gray bichir)
Lineage: Eukaryota; Metazoa; Chordata; Cladistia; Polypteriformes; Polypteridae
Gene: ccdc6b
Product: coiled-coil domain containing 6b
Exons: 9
Coding region: 162-1541 (459 amino acids)
Source: RefSeq, a predicted model, not a curated record
UCGUGGGGGUCGCUCUACGUGGCGCACUCCCCAAAUCCUUCUCUUUCCGUCUCGCUCUUCAAUACGUCCUCUCCCUCUCCCUCUCUCUCUCUGGCGCGCGCCUCUCCGCCCAGCUGUCGUAACGCGGCUCCUGUCGCUCUCACCUCACUCGCUGGGCGAAGAUGGCGGACAGUGCAAGCGAGAGUGACACAGAUGGUGCGGGUAGCAGCUCGGCCGCCCUGCCGUCCUCCACCUCCUCUUCGUCGUCUUCCACUAAGGCCGGAGGUAUUGUCAUUUCGCCUUUCCGACUAGAGGAGCUGACCAACCGUUUGGCUUCGCUGCAGCAGGAGAACAAAGUGCUCAAGAUUGAGCUGGAAACCUACAAACUCAAGUGCAAAGCUCUGCAGGAGGAGAACCGAGACCUGCGCAAAGCCAGCGUCACAAUUCAAGCAAGGGCAGAACAAGAGGAGGAGUUCAUCAGUAACACAUUGUUUAAGAAGAUCCAAGCUUUACAGAAAGAAAAGGAAACUCUUGCAGUAAACUAUGAAAAAGAGGAAGAAUUUCUUACAAAUGAACUGUCUCGAAAACUUAUGCAGUUACAACAUGAAAAGGCAGAACUCGAGCAACACUUAGAACAAGAACAGGAGUUCCAAGUGAACAAACUGAUGAAGAAAAUUAAGAAACUGGAAAAUGAUACAAUAUCUAAGCAGCUGACACUGGAACAGCUAAGACGUGAAAAGAUUGAUCUAGAAAAUACAUUAGAACAGGAACAAGAAGCAUUAGUAAAUCGUCUUUGGAAACGAAUGGAUAAACUUGAAGCUGAGAAAAGGAUCCUUCAAGAGAAACUAGAUCAGCCAGUUUCUGCCCCACCAUCGCCCAGAGACAUAUCCAUGGAAAUUGACUCACCUGAAAAUAUGAUGCGGCAUAUCAGAUUUUUGAAGAAUGAAGUAGAAAGGCUGAAGAAACAGUUAAGAGCUGCUCAGUUGCAACAUACAGAGAAAAUGGCACAGUAUUUAGAAGAAGAACGUCACAUGAGAGAAGAAAACAUCAGGCUUCAGAGAAAAUUACAAAGAGAAAUGGAGAGGAGAGAAGCGCUUUGUAGACAGUUGUCUGAAAGUGAAUCAAGUCUUGAAAUGGAUGAUGAAAGGUAUUUUAAUGAGAUGUCUGCACAAGGCCUUCGUCCUCGCACUGUGUCCAGUCCAAUCCCCUACACGCCUUCUCCUAGUUCUAGUCGACCAAUUUCACCAGGUCUGUCAUAUGCAAGUCACACAGUUGGUUUUACACCACCAACCUCAUUGACAAGGGCAGGAAUAUCUUAUUACAAUGCACCUGGUCUUCAUGUACAUGUGUCUUCCUCACAUGGUAUUGCGAGACCUUCACCCAGAAGAAGCAAUAGUCCUGAUAAGUUUAAACGUCCAACUCCUCCACCUUCUCCAAACACUCAAACUAUGGUCCAGCCGCCUCCACCUCCUCCACCUCCUCCAGUCCAGCCAAUGAUACAGUCUGUGACAUCCCAGGCAGGUGCUUCUCAGCAUACAGCGCAUUCCCCCUCUCAGCCAUAGUGCAUGUGCUCUUCAGUCGCUUCAUUUAAAAUGGACUUGUAACAAAGAGCAGUUUUUAAAAAGCCAAAGGCUUACCUGGCAUAUAUGGGUUUGACUUACUUGCACUGAGAUUAUUUAGGCUUCACUGUUAACUGUGUUGUAAAAGUAUGUUUAGAAUGCAGCCAGUGUUGAGCUAUUGCAACACUAUACAUAACAAACAUACACUUGUCAGUGUUUUCUGGAGGUUUGCUUUGGAACAUCCCCCUGACUGAAACAGAUGCCUCUUGAUCUUCGAUAGUACUGCAUUUUUGUCAUGUGGCUAAACUCUGAAGAACAUUGUAAAAAAGGGAACUAUUAAAUUUUGUUCUCCCAAAAACUGAAACAAGCAAACAUAAAAUGGUGGUAUGAUUGCUAUGCUUAAAUGUCUUUUGAGUUUUAAUUAUCUCAGUGUUCUGCUUUUUGGCAGUGCAUUCCACUUAUACUUAAGGGAGUCCUUUCUUUAAUGCCACUGAAAGUUUUUCAAUGUACAAUAAGAUAUUUUGGUUUACAAUUCAGUAAUUCUGGUAUAUCAUACUGGCCUGUUGCCUAAAUGUAUAAGCAAUUAAAGGUACUGUUUGAUAGAAACAGGUUUAUUUUCAGAACUUGGCUUGCCAGUGUUCAUUGUGAUACCUCUUGUGUCAUCAGGUUAAUCACAAAACUUUCUUGUCAAAAGUUCAACAUGUUUUUUUGAGUUCUGUUUAUACUUGAUGCUAAUUCAAGAACAAAGCACCCUGUUAUUAUCUUUUAAUGUGCUAAAUUCAAAUACUUUUUCUUUGAUUAAUAAGGGAAUGAUUAACAUAAGAUCCUUAAAUUGACAUGCCUUUUGUAGAAAGCCUAAUUAUUAGCUACAAUUCUAAAAUGCAAGGUUUGCUGAAUCCAUGUAAAAUGCUUUUUGCUUUCCUCGGCUAGGUUAUGUGUGACAGUAGUGGUAAAGUUGCAAUUUGUUAGAAAGAAAUAGUGUCAAGAGGGAAAUGAUAUCUAUAAUAAGAAGGCAAAAUUUAUUGGAAGUAACAGUAAUUUGCAGUGUUUAGAACACAGUUGUUCUAACACCGUAAAACGUUUUGUUACUUUGCAGUGGAGUAUGUGUACAUCGCUUGUAAAAUGAUAUCGUUUCUAAAGACACUGAUUUAAAAAAUGCACUUUUUACUAUUUUUAACUCACAAAAGUACAGCUGCUUUUUUCACAAUGUUAUCUUAAUUACACAUAUUUCAUUUAAUUUUAAACAAAGUGCUGCUUCAUAAAUAAAUAUAAGGAAAGUUCAUUUUGGCAACAGUUCUUCAUAGGAUUGUGUAAUGAUUAAUUUCAGUGACUAGAUGGCAUAAGAUAUUUGAUGUAAUGUGGCUCUGUUACUCAUGUUAUUUCUUUAAAAAGUGUAAUUGAUGUUGUGGGUUUUAUCUUCUUCUGUGUCCUAUGAUCCCAGUGUCUUUGUAAGGACUGUAGUAAAUCAUUUCAGAGUAAAUGGCAGAUUAGGAGAUGUUUGUUUAAAGGUCUGAAAAAUGUAUAUGCUCCAAAACUAGAUCCAUUACAUACUGUAUUUGCACUCAGAAGAGGUGUUUUGGUUGUUUAAAAAAAAAAAAGUCUCCAUGUAAGUAUUUACAGUUUUAUAUUCAGGCUGGGAAUAUUUGUUCAGCCAGUUUUUUGAAAACUAGAUAUCAUAUACAAGUGUGAACUGUCGUGCAGUCUCAGAUGUGUAAAUAUCAGAUUGUACAUUAACACUCCAUCACCCUUUUUGUUUAGCUCCCUUUAAAGGUGUUUUCCCUUGUUACAGCUUCCAUAUAAUGUUGAACCUUUUGAUUUGAAUUAACUGAUCACUCAGCCCUUUGGUUAUUAUAUAUUAUUUUUUUUUAUAUCAUUCAUGACUUACAACUUGCAGGUUUACAAUAAUCUGUUAUUUAUUUUACAUCUGAAACAUUAAGUUCAGCUUUAACUGAUACCCUAGAAGAGCACAUAUACAAUUGAUUUUAUUUUUUCUUGACAUCUAGUAGACAAAUGAAUGUAAAGUUUCCUGGUGUUUAAUUUUAGUCAUUUAUAGAAUGCCUUUGAGCCUUAAUUCCAUUGUAGUAUACUAGAAAUGUGCAAACAUUGUCUUCUUUCUCUCCCUUUCCUCUUUAAAAUUUGAAGCCUUAAUGAGUGUUUUGAGCAGUCUAUGUAAAUAUCCUGUCUGGUUUGUUCUCACUUGUUAUGUCCAUAAAGUGCUUUAGAGAUUAAUGAUAAUGAUGACAAAUGGCUAUAAACAAGCUUCUCCAAACUAUUGUUCAAAUGUAAUUCUUUAUGCAAUUCUUGAAUUUAAAAUGUACAUAAAAUUA